GAGAGAGAGAGGGAGAGAAGUAGAGAGAACUGGAGUGUGUUUUGAAGUGAAGAGUUCUCAUUUUGCUGCCAAAAGUUGAGACUUUUGCCCUCUUUAGAAAUCCAAAGAGCUCUCUCCUCAGAUUCCCCGUGUCCGGUAGCCCACAUAAACGUGCUCUGGUCUUCAUGGAUGUCCCUCCAUGCCUUCUCUUUCUCUCUCACUCUCUUUAGAAGGUUGUCGUUUUCUUCUGUUUUAGUCAAGUCUCACACCAAACCAUUUUGGUCACUGUCAAAGACUAGCCUAUUUAUGCCUUUGCCCUUCUUCUUCUUCUUCUUCUUCCUCAUCAUUUAGCUUCCAGAUAAUCCCAAGUUCCCACCUUUGAAUUCAGAUUGUGAAAGUGGGUUACUGGGUUUGGGGCCUUUUGACCUUCUGGGUUGUGCUUUCAGCUCCAGAAGAGCAUUCACUGAAGGAAACACAGCUUGAAGCUUUCGGGGUUUUGGAUGCUGAAUUUGACAUUUUAACUUGGGAAUCGGCUUGUUAUGUCUUUUGAGGGUUACAAGCAGUACUGGAGCAUAGGGAAAUCUGAGUUCACUUUCUGAAGUGUUGGGAUUCAUGGGAACAAUGGCUACGCCCAUCCCUCGUGUUGCAUCUAAUUUUGAUGAGGUUUCUAUGCAUCAGAGCUUGCUCUUCUCUGAUAGUCUCAAGGAUUUGAAGAAUUUGAGAUCACAAUUAUACUCAGCAGCAGAGUACUUUGAACUUUCUUAUACAAAUGAUGACCAAAAGCAUAUAGUGGUAGAAACAUUGAAAGAUUAUGCCAUUAAAGCUCUUGUGAAUACAGUGGACCAUUUGGGUUCUGUGACAUAUAAGGUCAAUGACCUCUUGGAUGAAAAAGUGGAUGAAGUUUCUGGCACAGAAUUUCGGGUUUCUUGCAUUGAACAGAGGCUGAGGACAUGUCAAGAAUAUAUUGAUCAUGAGGGUCUUUCCCAACAGUCAUCAGUGAUAGAUACUCCCAAAUACCACAAGCGGUACAUCUUGCCAGUUGGUGAGACCAUGCGUGGAGCCAACAAAGCUAAAUCUAAAUACAAAGGAUGCAACUUAGAUGAUGAAGAUGAAUGGCAUCAAUUUCGGAAUGCUGUUCGUGCUACAAUUAGAGAAACCCCACCAACUACAGUCAGUAGAGGGCGGUCUUCAUCUCCACAACCUCAAAGACCUGCAGUUUUUUCAUUUACAUCUACCAUGCCCAAGAAAGAAUUAGAUAAGCGAACAGUUUCACCUCAUCGGUUUCCGCUUUUACGGUCUGGAUCUCUUGCAAGUAGGCCGACAACUCCAAGCAAAAGUCAGUCAACUACCCCAAACUCAAGUAGACCGACGACUCCAAAUCUUUCUAAUGCAAGACGGCGGUACCCUUCAGAGCCUCGAAAAUCAGCUUCAAUGCGGCUACCGGCUGAAAGAGAUCAUGGCAGAGAGGUUGAACAAUACCCCAGCAAAAGUAAACGCCUCCUCAAAGCCUUGCUUAGCCGGCGCAAGUCAAAGAAAGAUGACAUGUUAUACACUUAUUUGGAUGAAUACUGAGAGAAUGGUCAAUGGAAGCAGAAAAUUACUGCAUAAUUUGCUUUCAGCUGUGCCUUUUGCUUAAUACAGAUGUAUUGCCUUUUCUUUUCAAAGUUUGCUGCUUUUUAUAGAGAAAUGUAUGUACCGACUUUUUAUAAACAUCAUAUAUCAAUUGUUAUAUAGUACCAUUUCAGAA
Rosa rugosa (rugosa rose) is the source of this 1726-nucleotide messenger RNA. Its product is annotated as protein ABIL2-like. The record is from RefSeq and is a predicted model, not a curated record. The transcript is spliced from 11 exons. Lineage: Eukaryota; Viridiplantae; Streptophyta; Magnoliopsida; Rosales; Rosaceae. Bases 592 to 1551 code for a protein of 319 amino acids.